Messenger RNA from Callorhinchus milii (elephant shark), 1087 nucleotides. RefSeq names its product TAF5-like RNA polymerase II p300/CBP-associated factor-associated factor 65 kDa subunit 5L. Gene Ontology annotation, biological process: regulation of DNA-templated transcription. The transcript has 2 exons. Gene Ontology annotation, cellular component: histone acetyltransferase complex; nuclear protein-containing complex. Gene Ontology annotation, molecular function: protein binding; transcription coactivator activity. The record is from RefSeq and is a predicted model, not a curated record. Bases 1 to 1071 code for a protein of 356 amino acids. NCBI's taxonomy places the organism in Eukaryota, Metazoa, Chordata, Chondrichthyes, Chimaeriformes, Callorhinchidae.
AUGGUGCAGGUGGCUAGGAAAGUGUUGAAAAAAUCUAAAGAAGAUGGAGAGGAUCCCCAAAUAGCCCUGCUAGAAAUUAUAAAUACCCCGAUAAGGGAAGAAAUGGGUUCUCUGGUGCAGAUUCUCAAGGAGACUAGUGACGCUGUACAGCUGGUUGAAGCCAAAAAUAUUGAAGUAGGCAACAUCUCAACGGAAAGAAAAUCAAGAGAAAUGGCAGCCCCGGGGCAGGUGGAUGUUUCUCGAAUCAACCUAGCCUGCGAUGUCUUGGAUAAUGAGGGGGAAGAUGACGAUGUGGGCAGUGAAAUAAAGAUCCUACGAGGGCACUGUGGACCAGUGUAUGGCACAAAGUUUCUGUCGGAUAGUUCAGGCCUUCUCUCUUGUUCAGAAGAUGCAACAGUCCGCUACUGGAACCUGUGCAGUUUCACUAACACUGUUUUGUAUCAAGGACAUGCCUAUCCAGUCUGGGACAUUGAUAUUAGUCCCUUAAGCCUUUAUUUUGUAAGUGGAUCACAUGAUCGGACAGCUAGACUUUGGGCACUGGACCGAACAUACCCACUGCGCAUUUAUGCAGGUCACUUAGCAGAUGUAGACUGUGUCAAGUUUCAUCCCAACUCCAACUACAUUGCCACAGGUUCAACAGAUAAAACUGUAAGAUUAUGGAGUACGCAGCAAGGAAGUACUGUACGUCUCUUCACAGGACAUCGUGGCCCUGUACUCUCAUUGGCCUUUUCACCCAAUGGAAAAUACUUGGCUUCAGCAGGUGAAGACCAGCGACUGAAGAUAUGGGACCUUGCAUCAGGCUCCUUAUUUAAAGAGUUACGAGGACACACUGACAAUGUAACUAGCUUGGCAUUCAGUCCUGAUAGUAGUUUGGUAGCUUCUGCAUCUAUUGACAAUUCAGUUCGUAUUUGGGAUAUUCGGAAUACUUACUCCAAUUCAUCCCUGGAUGGCUCUUCCAGUGAGCUGGUGGGUAUAUAUACAGGACAGACCAGUAACCUUCUGAAUGUGCAGUUUAUGUCUUGCAAUCUGGUUUUAGUUACUGGAGUUGCACAAGAAAAGAAAGAACAAUAAACAUAAGUGAACAACA